Molecule: messenger RNA, 342 nt
Organism: Bathycoccus prasinos
Lineage: Eukaryota; Viridiplantae; Chlorophyta; Mamiellophyceae; Mamiellales; Bathycoccaceae
Exons: 2
Coding region: 1-342 (113 amino acids)
Source: RefSeq, a predicted model, not a curated record
AUGGACUCUGUCUGCUUUCGUCGUCUUUUUUUUGCUGCUUUCCCUCAUGUUUCUUGGUUCCUGAGAGGAAAUCAGAAUAAUACAAUUAAUAACGAUGACGCGGCUGGUUUAAAAAAGCCCUCCCCCGGGGUAAUCAUAAAACAAGACGCGCCCUUAGAUUCUUUAGUAGACGCGAAAAUAGAGCUCUACUGGCCGGACGACGGCUUGUGGUAUAAAGCUGAAGUGUUAUCGCUCAACGCUCGAGCGAGAAACGCUAAAGUUUUAUACGCAACCGGGGAUGUCGAGACUCUCGAGUUGGACGAGAUAAUCAACGAAGGCCAUUUGAACGUGUGCAGUAAAUAA